AUCUGCACCUACAUUUGCAUCUUGUGUCAACGACACUUCGGUGGAAGACACACGCCACUCUCUAUGCUAGUACUAGUAUAACCACAACACAGCGGUGGAGUGAAAUUCUCUACCUCACCGACAUCAUGCAAGGCUUCAACAUGGGACGCUACGUCCCUCCCGACCAGGAAGGUCUCACAACCGGCAACAAGCUCGCCGGCAAAAACGCCCUCGGCGCUCGUGCCCGCCACCUACAUACCAAAGGUGCACUGAUCGUCCGCUUCGAGAUGCCGUUUGCGAUCUGGUGCACAAACUGCAAACCACACGAAACGAUCAUCGGGCAGGGUGUGCGCUUCAAUGCCGAGAAGAAGAAAGUCGGGAAUUACUACUCUACGCCUAUUUAUAGCUUUCGCAUGAAACAUACGGUUUGUGGGCAGUGGAUUGAGAUUAGGACGGAUCCGAAGACUACGGCGUAUAUAGUGACGGAGGGGGCGAGGAAGAGGGACACAGGCGAGGAUAAAGAGAGUGAGCCAGGGGAGAUUAAGCUUAGGCUUGGGUUGCCGGAUCGGGCGGAUGGGGAGAAGGAUGCGUUUGCACGGUUAGAAGGCAAAGUGGAGGAUAAGCGCCAAUUUGAUACGGCGGAAAGCAGGGUCCGGGAGUUGCAGAAACGGCAGAAUAGGGAUUGGGAUGAUCCGUAUGAGCAGUCGAGAAGGCUGCGCAGGACAUUUCGGCAGGAGCGGAAGAGGCUUGAAAAGGUUGGAAAGGAGAGUGAGGCACUGAGGGAUAGGAUGAGUCUGGGGAUUGAAUUGUUGGAGGAGACUGAAGAAGAUCGUCUACGAGCUGGACUUGUGGAUUUUGGGCCUUCUGAGGAUGUGAAUUUGGUUACGAAAACGCGUGCUAGACCGAUGUUUGAUAGUGGUCAUCCGAAAGAAUCUAUCGCGGUGGCGAAGACGACUCAUGGAAGUCGGAAGGGGAGAUUGAAAUCGGAAUUAGCCGCAUCGGAGCGCAAGGCUUUGUUGGGUAGUGAAUUGCGUGGCAAUACUCGAGCUGCGGUGGAUCCGUUCUUGAAUGGAGACACAAAGGCAUGGCAGCCAGCACAGUUGAAGACCCGGAAAAGUCGCGGUCAAAAGGUUUCCGAUGAUACUGAUGAAGUAGAGCAAAAACCGGUAGAUGGGAUUACGGCUGUUGUGAAACCUACGGCGCUGGUAGCAUACGAGUCUGACUCGGAAUCGUGAAAAACUCUUGUAUACUAGCUCUGUUAUGAAGUGAUACCCAUG
Molecule: messenger RNA, 1256 nt
Organism: Talaromyces proteolyticus
Lineage: Eukaryota; Fungi; Ascomycota; Eurotiomycetes; Eurotiales; Trichocomaceae
Product: DUF455 domain protein
Exons: 2
Coding region: 126-1214 (362 amino acids)
Biological process (GO): mRNA splicing, via spliceosome
Cellular component (GO): U2-type spliceosomal complex; post-mRNA release spliceosomal complex
Source: RefSeq, a predicted model, not a curated record